UAACGACCAAUCGCGACCCGUCUCUCUCUCUCUCUCUCUCUCUCUCUCUCUCUCCCCUGAAAAUUGAAAGAUCAAACGCAAAAUCCGAUGGAAAACCGGUCGGGAAUGGGUAACCGGAGGCAGCAGAAUCUCUUCGUCGUCGCAUCUCCGGACGAGAUUGAUAAGAUCAGGCGAGCUGAAACUUCCAGUCAAGCCGGAGCUAUUGCCGGAGCUAAAGCAGCCGCCGUCGCCGCCGUGGCUAGUGCUAUCCCCACGAUAGCUGCGGUUCGUGUGUUCCCAUGGGCCAAGGCAAACCUAAACUAUACUGCUCAGGCACUCAUUGUAUCUGCAGCAUCCAUCGCUGCAUUCUUCAUAACUGCGGACAAAACCAUUCUACAAGGCGCAAGGAGAAACACCGAGGCUCAGUUAAAGAAAGCUCAGCAAGACUCUAAAUAAAUUCCUCUUGUGUAGCUCAAUUAAUCACACAUCUUUCUCUGUCUCUCUAUGCAUUUUGUCUUUCUUUCAAAAUAAGAUCAAUUACAAGGAAUAGUAGAUUUAUAAAGACCAUUCUCAUUCAGUUAUUUUCAACGA
Messenger RNA from Eutrema salsugineum, 570 nucleotides. RefSeq names its product early nodulin-93. The transcript has 4 exons. The coding region runs from base 88 to 435 and encodes 115 amino acids. Lineage: Eukaryota; Viridiplantae; Streptophyta; Magnoliopsida; Brassicales; Brassicaceae. The record is from RefSeq and is a predicted model, not a curated record.